CCGUAAUCCGAACAGCAUGGCUCGUCGUGUUAAUAAGAAAAAGUCUCCUGUAAAAGCUGCCAGGAAAAUUGAUGGGCAAAUCGGGAGACGAGUUGUGGACGGAGUCCGUGCCAAGUCGUCCCGUCAACGCCAUCAAGCAGUUCUCUACCAGGCUCCCACUCCCACUGUGAUUCGCCGUAAGACCACGAAAACGGCGAUCGUCAAGAAAACAGUUGUAGUUGUGAAAAAGGGUGGAAAAGUUGUCAAGAAAUCCUCUAAAACUGGUCAGAAAGUGAAAGCAGUGAAGGCGCCAAAAGUCAAAGCACCAUCCAAGAAGGGAAAUGAUCGACUUACUCCACGUGUCAUCACUGAGUACCAGGAGAAUCCGUUUUUCUACGAUCCUCAGGUUCCAGAGUACAUCAGUGCCUCCGUCUACCACAGAUGGAUCACCAGAGCCGUUCGCAAUGGAAAUAUGAAGGAAAUCAAAGACUAUUAUAAGUCGAAGAAGUGCCAAAAAUCUGCAAUCUACACGAGCUUUGCCUAUAGUUUCGACACUUCGGCGUGUGAUGAAGCAUUGAGGCAGGACAUCAAAUUUGCCACCGAGUUCUUCAAAAUGAACAAUAAAAUGGAAGUUGAUAAUUCCUAUCAUCCGGGCAAAGAGCCGAAUCUGUUGCAAAAGAAAACCACCGGUCGCAAGAACUACUACAUGCUCGGCCGCCACACGCGCCAGAUUGAGAUGGGAAGAGGUGGCAAAGAAGGAAACAAUGCUCUUUUGAACUAUGACACAAGGACCGAUGAGCCAAAUCCAUUGACGAAGCUUAUCGAGGAUAAUGUGACAUACACUAAGUUGUAUCAACUUUGCAAGAUUCCAGACGGACCGAUUGUCGAACAUCACAUCGAAAUGCACUUCGUCACUGCUGUUCGAAUGGGCCACCGCGAUCUUGCAUCCGCGUUGGCACAGGGACCCGUCAAAAUGCACUGCAACGAUCUUCACCGUGCAACUCUGAAAGAUCAGAAACUGCCCGCCAAAAUCCUUCCAGUAUCUGUUGCGAAAAAGGCGUACAUGAAUAAGAAUAUCACUCCACUUCACACUGCCGCCAUUUCCAACUCCACCCAUAUGCUAGAAGCGAUGAGAGCCGUCUACCCAACGAUCAACAUUCCGGAUCAAGACAACUGGUAUACGAUGCACUAUGCCGCGUGUGCUCCUGGAACUGCUCCUAUGGAAUUUCUUCUCAAAAACGGUGGAUCUGUUACGAUGCUCACCAAGCAAACCGAAACCCCACUGCAUGUGGCUGCCAGAGCUGGAAGAGCUGUGAAUUGCACAUUUUUGAUGAAGGAAAUGCUGGAUUUGGAGAAAGGAGACGACGGAGAGAGCACAAUCAGAGCUGACAGAUCUAUCAUCAAUGCGAGAACUCGCUCUGGAAACUCUGCACUUCAUUUGGCGGUGCUACGUAAUAACCUUGACGUUGUUGAUGCCUUGCUCGCCGAGCCAACCAUCGUUGUAGACAAUCCAACAUCCACAGGACAAAACAGAUUAACUCCAUUGAUGAUGGCAUGUGGAAAAGGAUACCUAGAGAUGGCGAAGAAGUUGGUUGAGAAGGGAGCAUUGGUGGAAGGAAAAGAUAAGAAAAAGCGUACCCCGUUAAUCCACGCAAUGCUCAAUGGUCAGAUUCACACUGCAGCCUUCCUCCUCGCCAAGGGAGCUAGUCUUACUCUCGCGGAUUCGUCUGGAAAUACUGCUGCUCACUACGCUGCUGCAUAUGGAUUUUUGGACUGCUUAAAGCUUCUUGCCUCAAUUGAUGAUAAUAUUCUAUCCGAGCCAAAUGACUGGCAGCUUUAUCCAUUGUCCGUUGCAUAUCUCAAAGGUCAUUAUGGAAUUGUUACGUGGCUCCUGGAAGGUCCGCACAAGGAUAAAGCUAACAUUAAUGCAAAGGACAACAACGGUGCAACUCUUCUCUCGAAUUUGCUCUCAUAUGCUGACGAGACAAUGCAUAAAGAAUUGCUAAGUCAAAUUGAAUAUCUGGUUGCAAGAAAAGCCGAUGCAUCACUUGCUGACAGCUCUGGGCAAACUCCACUGCACCUGUUCUCCAUGCAACGGAUCAUUCUGAAAGGUUCUGGAGAAGCCGCUGAGAACGAUGCAAUGAGAAUGACUUUGGACAACUACAAAAAGUGCUUCAAUACACUGAUCAAAGCCGGAGCCAAAGUUGAUGUCUAUGAUCAUGAGGACAAUACACCAUUACAUUAUGCACUCACCAACGGAAACUUGAUGCUCUUCAAUCUGAUGCUGGAUAAGGUUGCAAAUAAGAGAAAUCUUUUUGAGAAAUGGGCAAACCACCAAAACUUCCUGCACGAGAUCCUUGCUCUUCCAAUGAAAGUUUACGGAGAUCAAGUUUUGUGGAAGGGAGAGACGCUCACCAAACCAGCAUAUGAUGUUCUUCCGAUUCUUAAGGAGUUACACGAGAACUUGCCGGAUUUAUUUGAGAAAUGGAUCAGUGAAGUGAAUAAAGCUGGGUACUCGCCGAUUGUGGAAGCUAUCAAGCAAUAUCAAGCUCUGGCGGCAAACAAAAAGCUUCGUGGAGAAGCUGAUCAGAAUGGGAACCCUGGUUUCGGAAAUGCUAUAGCUCGGGGUAGAGUGCACAAUCAGUUUGGUAGAGAUCGAAUGAAUCAAAGUCAAGCUCCUCAUUGUGAUUCUUAUGAGUUGAAGACAUUCAUCUCGACCGUCAACGAGCUUUUCGAAUGGGUGAUUCGCCUUGGACCGUUCCAGCUGACGCAAAAAUACAUUAAUUCUGAGAACUCUGCAGCUGUCACACUGGCCAAUCUUGCCAUGAGCAUUCCGAUCGAGUGUGGAAGGCAUCAACAGAAUCAGUUGGCACUAUUCAAAAUUCUCAUCAAAUUGAGCAAGGAGUUCAACAAGGUCGAUGAGUUUUUAACGCAGAAAAACGAGAAAGACGAUGUUCUGAUCGUACAAGCGAUCAUGUUUGACAAGCCAAAUGUGGUAGAGCUCAUCCUGGACACCGCCUCAGAAAUGCACCUGAUCCACGGAACUCACAAUGCAAUCAAGGAGAACGAGUUAGAAGUUGUAGUUCACAAGACAAUCAUCAUGUACAUGAUUGAGAUGAGAAUGUGGGAGCUGAUACCGAAGGUGAAUGCAUCGAGCGAGUUCUGGAAGAGCAAGGACGCCAAGGGUAAUAGUGUCUGGCACUAUGCUGCACGAGUUAACAGUCAUAAAACUGUUGGGCUUUUCAAAAUGAUUGAGUCGAAGGGUGUUCGGAGAGAAACAAAUGACGAUGGACGCUCUGUUCUCCACGUGGCAACUCUGGCUUGUGAUGGAUCCGCCGAUUCUGUGCUGGAGCCGAUUGCUUGGCUAUCAACUCGUUGUCCAAUUGAUGCGGUGGAUAAGUUCAAUCGAACUGCUCUUCACUACGCGUUCGGAAACGAAAAUGACUUCAAAGAAGGCAAUGUUCCGUUUGGUGAGAGUGAUCCGAUUGCAGUAGUUUCACUUUUGUCAUCUCUGAUUCGACCAGAACAAAUUGAAAUUGCCGAUGUUAAUGGAAAUACGAUUCUUCAUCUUGCUGCAAUCAAGAAUUCUACUAUUUGCCUGAUGACUCUGAUUCGAAAGAAAUGCCACGUAGAUUUGAAGAAUAAGGAUGGAAACACUCCACUUGCUCUUGCUGUUCAUCAUGGAAGACAAUCAUCCGCUUUGACUUUGAUUCAAGCUAACGCAGAUGUCACUGAAAAGAUUUUCGUACCUGCUCUGAAGCCAACGUCCGAUUUCGACCAAAACAGUAGCGGCACGGAAGCUGAGAAAUUCUGGAAGUGGCAUGGAAAAGAGAAAAAAGUUUUGGAGGAUCUGCACACAACGAUUCCAGCGUCGGUGGUGAGCAAGGGUGGAAGUUGGGAAGCAAUGGUCUACGUUUUACUGGACGUUCUCGGACAAAACACUGGAAGUAUGGCACAGCUCACUGAUGCAGCAUUGCGACGUGGACAACUCAAUCUUGCCAAUCAGCUGCUCAAGUCCAUAGAAGCGUUGAUUGAUGGAGCAGUUUUGAAUAGCUCUUAUGAUCUGUUGGAUACAUUUGCUGAGAAAUGUUUUGGAGCAUUAACCUCGGAAGAAACUAUCGAGAAGACAGUUUUGAAUAGAAUUAUUCUCACUCGCGGCCUUGGCUUGAAGCAACCAGAAACUAUGAAAAUUAUCAGGACGGCUCUGCAGAAUGGAAACUGGAAUUUGCUCAACUUUUUGAAGUCUGAAAUGGGAACAGCUUGGAAGAACCAGAAAAUCGAGACACCAACUGAAAAUCCAAUCCGAUCACUUCUCAUAUACAUGAACGAAAAAUCAGUCAGCUCGGAGGCAAUUGGAUUCCUCGAAGAGCUCAGACAGAUGCGAGGUGUGAACAUUGACGCUUUGUGCCAGUUGGAAAUUCCCGGAAAAUUCAAAAAGAUUUUGGAUUAUGGACUCAUUCCGCCAAUCUCAUUUGCUGUUCUCCAAGAAAAUCCAAAUAUGAUCAGAGCUCUGAGAAAUGCCGGUGCAAGUCUCAAAACUCAAGACGACUAUGGCAGGACCCCGCUGAUGUAUGCAAUUAUGACCAACAACCGCUCCGUCGUUGAUGCAAUCGUAGGUGACGGUAAACUAGCUGUGGUGCUUCAUAAGCAGAAGGCAGUGGCAACCGGGCCAAGAUGCGUAGCAGUUCCGAUGCGGUUUGGAGCAACUAGCCGGGCUUUUAUUCCUGCGGCUGCAUUUGCUUCUGUUCCCGCUAGAGUCGAAUCUGAUGAAGAAGAAGAGGAUAACUCUGGUUCGGAAUCAGGAGAAGAUGGAGCAGCCUCUGAAAAUAAAUCUGAACAUGGCUCAGAAAAUGGCGAAUCUGGCAAUGGUUCUGACGACGAGGACGACGACGAUGAUGAUUCUUCUCCACCACCUGCCAAAAAGUCUCGAAUUGCAAAAGAGGCUGCUGGACCAUCAACAGGACCUAAGCGAAAGAAACUUGUCAUUACUGAUCCAUCGCUCUUCUCGGCACGCGAUCACAAAGAGAACAACCCUCUUCAUUACUUCAUUGAGCCGCUCGCCUGGGAGAAUGUGGAACUUCUUGGAGAUUUGGCUGCAGCCAACAAGACCGCUAUUGUACAAUGUCUGAUUGAUAAGAGAAGUCCGAAUCCGAUUGAGUUGGCCGCGAUGAAAAUGAAUCGAAGAAUGAAAAGCGAAAUGCUCAAAAUUGUAAAGAAUGCUGCAUUCCCACGACCCAUUAAGGAAACAAAGCUCACUCUUCAACAAGUACACAUUGAACCAUUGAGUGAUGUAGAUGAAGAUGCUGCAAAGUUCCUCGCAAAAUGGGUUGAAGAGAAGGACAAGAAAAAGACUAGCGAGGCACCAAAACCGCACAAAAGCUCAACCUAUUCGACCAAUGGGCUCGUCAGCUUCUGCGACGAAACUCAACAGUACUUUGAUGUGCUCAUGAACAAGACUGAUUUGAUGUAUGGAAGAUGUGGAUUCCACAAUUUCUAUCGCAUGCAAAUCAUCAAACGACGUGACGCUGAGUUGUUCAUCUUGUUCACGAAUUGGGGACGAAUUGGAUCGGGAAUGGGCGAGUUUCAGACCACCCCAUUCAACAGUCUUGAGUUGGCAGCCAAAGAAUUCAAGUCGAUCUUCAAAUCAAAAUCUGGAAAUGAAUGGGCUCCACUUGCCAACUUCCGAGAUAUGCCAAAGAAGUAUAGGCUUGUUGAAACCGAUUCCACACCGACUAGUCUGGCUGAAAUCGAACUGACGUGGAAAAAGAACACGGAGAAGGAUCCGAUUCGUAGAAUGAUUGCUGAUAUUAGCGAUGCGAAGACUCUGAAAACCUAUGCCUCUCAAGUUCAAAUGUACGGAGGAAGUAGCCAACCAUUCGGACGAUUCACCAAGGAGAAUAUUGAAAAGGCAAAGUUGGUAUUGGACAAGUUGGAGAAAAAUGCAAAUAGAAUCAAGCAGAUGGUCGAGGCGCAGACUGGAGUCGUGGAGUCCAACUUGCUAGAUGCAUAUAUUACUACUAGCGAGUUAUCCGGAGACUAUUACAGUCUGAUCCCAUCCGGCGAAUAUGAGUUCAGUAACCUCACCCGUCUUGACAACGUCGAGGAGAUUGCCCGCCACCGUGCCCGUCUGAACCGAUGCCAGGAAAUUGAAACUGCCACCCGUCUGCUCUGCGCGGCAGAGUUCCGUCAAGAUUUGGAUCGAGUCGACUAUAUCAGAAGUGCGAUUCAAUGCGAAUACCGACUAGAAACUCCAGACUCGGAUAUCAGUCAGCGCCUUCUUCAAUGGAUCCAUAAUAGUGGUGGAAAGCAAGCAAAGGUUAAGAUGAUUCUGGAAAUUUCGCCAAUGCUAUCAACUGAAAAAUUCGAGCCAUUUGUGAACGAUGAUAAUCAAAAGUUCUUGUGGCACGGAACAAAGGCGACGAAUUUGAUGAGCAUUUUGAAGAAUGGAUUCCUCAUCGACCCACCAAGUGCAUGCAAAAAUGGAAACCUGUUCGGUUCUGGAAUCUACUUGGCAGACAGCUUUGAAAAAAGCACACACUACUGCCAGCCAUCAGCGGGUGGCAUCAACUAUAUGCUCGUCUGCCAGACAGCUCUCGGAAAAGUCAGAACUCUGGACACGAUUCCCUAUCACUACAUGAAUCAAUCAAGUUCUAGUGCAGAAAAGUAUGAGGACACCCUUCACUACAUCGGCGAUCGUUUCCCAGCCGGAAGCCUCACCAAUGAUGGCGUCGGAAUGCCACUUCUUCCUCUUAGAAAACGUGAUCCAAUUCAAGGUUCGAAUUAUGGUUUCGGAACCCUUGACUUCUCCGAAUACAUCGUCCGCAAUCCGAAUCGCGUUCUUCCAAAGUAUAUUGUCAUGUAUAAGUAAUUGAUUCCACUACCUCCCCCCGUCAUGACUCUCUUCCACAUUAAUCAUAAAUCUCAUGUUUUGAAUAAUGUAUCAAUAGUUAUUCCGCAAAAUUAAUAAAGAUUUGUACUU
Molecule: messenger RNA, 6958 nt
Organism: Caenorhabditis elegans
Lineage: Eukaryota; Metazoa; Nematoda; Chromadorea; Rhabditida; Rhabditidae
Gene: tank-1
Product: Poly [ADP-ribose] polymerase tankyrase
Exons: 11
Coding region: 17-6847 (2276 amino acids)
Cellular component (GO): nucleus; chromosome
Molecular function (GO): NAD+-protein-aspartate ADP-ribosyltransferase activity; NAD+-protein-glutamate ADP-ribosyltransferase activity; NAD+ poly-ADP-ribosyltransferase activity
Source: RefSeq, marked reviewed